Molecule: messenger RNA, 573 nt
Organism: Papaver somniferum (opium poppy)
Lineage: Eukaryota; Viridiplantae; Streptophyta; Magnoliopsida; Ranunculales; Papaveraceae
Exons: 1
Coding region: 1-573 (190 amino acids)
Source: RefSeq, a predicted model, not a curated record
AUGGGUAAAACAACCUUAUACAAAUACUUGAAGAGGUUUGUUAGAAACAUAGUUGCACUUUAUAAGAGUACUUACUUACGAAAGCCUAUACAAGAUGAUAUUGAUCGGUUAUUGGCGGAGAAUGAAGCAAGGGGUUUUCCGGGGAUGCUUGGGAGUGUAGAUUGCAUGCAUUGGACUUGGAAGAAUUAUCCUUCGUGUUGGGCGGGACAUUACGCAUCUUAUAAAGGUAUACCGACAAUUAUGUUAGAGGGGGUUGCUUCGUAUGAUUUAUGGUUUUGGCAUGCGUAUUUUGGGCCGCCCGGUUCAAACAAUGAUCUUAAUGUGCUAAAUUCUUCUCCGUUGUUCGAUGAUAUAUUUAACGUAACUGCCCCAGAAGUUCAUUUUCGAGUAGAUGGAGUAAGAUAUGACAUAGGAUAUUACCUGGCGGAUGUAAUCUACCGAAAAUUAUCAACUAUUUUCAAGCUUAUAAACAACCAACCUCCAAGGCACAAAGAUGUUUUACUAAGAUGCAAGAAGCGGCUCGAAAAGAUGUUGAGCGUGCAUUUGGCGUUUUACAAGCAAAGUGGAAUAUAG